UGUAUAGAUAUGCAUAUACAUAAGUAUAUUACGUCUUACAGAACAUAACUCGUAUGUAAUCGUUUUGAUAUUAUUGUCUAGUUUAGCAUCAUCUUUGGUGAUGAUAGUUAUGAUUUGAUUUUGUAAAUAAUUAUGGUAAACUCAUUUAAAAACUAAUAAAUUAUUCAAAAUAGUAAAAUUUAUUAAAUAAGUAUCCAAUUUUUCAUGGAUUUUUGAAACUAACCAUAAAGACCCGAAAACACUUAUUUUUAUAACAAUGUUGUCCAAUGUUAAUAACUAUUGCUGUUUUAAUUUAAAAAGCGGAGCGUUAAUACUUGGAAUUUUGGAAAUAGUACUUACAACAUGUAUUAUUAUUGUCAUCGGUAUUGACAUAAUUUAUCAAGGAAUUUUCACCGCAUCAGCAUGUUCUCCGUUGCUGCUUAUAACAAGUCCAGGAUUAUUAUAUUUAUAUAUUCCCAUUUGUUUUUGUUCCUUACUUCUAUCAUUUUUAAUGAUUUGGGGUUCGAUAAAGGACAACUUUGCCUUAAUGAUGCCUUAUGUUUACUACCGAGUUAUCAUUUUGAUGCCAUAUUAUCUUCAAUAUUUUUAUAAUGCAAUUAGAAUUUUUGUUACGGAGGAUUGUAAUACAGAGAGCGCUUUUGUCCGGCUUACAUUUGGAAUAUGUGGAUUGGCACUUGGUAUUCAUUUCUGCAUGGUUAUAUAUCAUCACAGUAAGGAAAUUAGAAAUGAAAAAUCAAACAAUGCCAAUAAAUCAAUGUAUUAGUAUUAUGACUAUUGAAUAAAAUAUUUUUAAAAUAA
Messenger RNA from Cotesia glomerata, 798 nucleotides. RefSeq lists its product as uncharacterized. Lineage: Eukaryota; Metazoa; Arthropoda; Insecta; Hymenoptera; Braconidae. The coding region runs from base 257 to 763 and encodes 168 amino acids. The record is from RefSeq and is a predicted model, not a curated record. The transcript has 5 exons.